UUCCUGAGAACUAAGCAAUGGGGAGACAUUUGGCCUUGCUUCUGCUUCUGCUGCUCCUUCUCCAACAUUUUGGAGAUAGUGAUGGAAGCCAAAGACUUGAGCAGACCUUUCCUCUCCAGUUUACACAUUUCCAGUACAAUGUCACUGUGCAUGAAAACUCUGCAGCUAAAACCUAUGUUGGGCAUCCUGUAAAGAUGGGCAUUUACAUUACAAAUCCAUUGUGGGACUUAAGGUACAAAAUCAUCUCAGGAGACAAUGAAAACCUGUUCAAAGCUGAAGAGUACAUUCUUGGAGACUUUUGCUUUUUAAGAAUAAGGACCAAAGGAGGAAAUACAGCUAUUCUGAAUAGAGAAGUGAGAGACCAUUAUACAUUGAUAGUCAAAGCGGUUGAAAAAAAUACUAAUGUUGAAGCACGAACCAAGGUCAGAGUGCAAGUGCUGGAUACAAAUGACUUGAGACCGUUAUUCUCACCAACCUCAUACAGUGUUUCUUUACCUGAAAACACAGCCAUAAGGACCAGUAUUGCAAGAGUCAGUGCCACAGAUGCAGAUAUAGGAACCAACGGAGAAUUCUACUACAGUUUUAAAGACCGAACAGAUAUGUUUGCUAUUCACCCAACAAGUGGUACAGUCGUUUUAACUGGUAAACUUGAUUAUGCAGAGACCAAGCUGUAUGAGAUGGAAAUUCUUGCUGUGGACCGUGGGAUGAAAUUGUAUGGUAGCAGUGGUAUCAGCAGCAUGGCCAAGCUCACAGUUCAUGUAGAACAGGCCAAUGAAUGCGCUCCUACGAUAGCAGCAGUGACGUUAUCACCAUCGGAACUGGACCAAGAUCCAACAUAUGCAAUUGUAACAGUGGAUGACUGUGAUCAGGGUGCCAAUGGGGAAAUAGCUUCUCUAAGCAUUGUGGCAGGUGAUCCCUUCCAGCAGUUUAGGACAGUGAGGUCUUCUCCAGGGAGUAAAGAAUAUAAAAUUAAAGCAGUUGGAACCAUCGAUUGGGACAGCCAUUCUUAUGGCUAUAAUCUGACGCUUCAAGCUAAAGAUAAAGGAACUCCUUCCCAGUUCUCUUCUGUGAAACGAAUCCAUGUGACUUCUCCACGUUUCAAAGCAGGGCCAGUCAAGUUUGAAAAGGAUGUUUACCGAGUAGAAAUAAGUGAAUUUGCCCCACCCAACACACCUGUGGUCAUGGUAAAAGCCAAACCUAGUUAUUCUCAUUUGAGGUAUGUUUUUAAAAGUACACCUGGAAAAGCUAAAUUCAGUUUAAACCACAAUACUGGCCUCAUUUCCAUUUUAGAACCCAUUAAAAGACAGAAGACACCUCAUUUUGAAAUAGAAGUAACAACAAGUGACAGAAAAGCCUCCACCAAAGUCAUGGUUAAAGUCUUAGGUGCAAACAGUAACCCUCCUGAAUUUACCCAGACAGCAUACAAAGCAUCUUUUGAUGAGAAUGUGCCAAUUGGCACUAGUGUCAUGAGUGUGAGUGCUGUCGAUCCCGAUGAGGGUGAGAAUGGGUAUGUGACUUACAGUAUUGCAAAUUUAAAUCGUGUGCCAUUCGUAAUUGACCAUUUUACUGGUGUUGUGAGUACUUCGGAAAACUUGGACUACGAACUGAUGCCGCGGGUUUAUACUCUAAGGAUUCGCGCUUCCGACUGGGGCUUGCCAUACCGCCGGGAAGUGGAAGUCUUAGCUACGAUCACACUCAAUAACUUGAAUGACAACACACCCUUGUUUGAAAAAAUAAAUUGUGAAGGUACAAUUUCCAGGGAUCUAGGUGUGGGAGAGCAAAUAACUACCGUUUCUGCUAUUGAUGCUGAUGAGCUUCAGUUGGUCCAAUAUCAGAUUGAAGCAGGAAAUGAGCUAGAUUUGUUCAGUUUAAACCCCAGUUCUGGGAUGCUGUCAUUAAAACAAUCGCUAAUGGAUGGCUUAGGUGCGAAGGUGUCUUUUCACAGUCUGAGAAUUAUGGCUACAGAUGGAGAACAUUUCGCCACGCCUUUAUACAUCAACAUGACUGUGGCUGCCAGUCGCAAGCUAGUGAACUUACAGUGUGAAGAGACUGGUGUUGCCAAAAUGCUGGCAGAGAAACUCCUGCAGGCAAACAAAUUAGACAAUCAGGGAGAAGCUGAGGAUAUUUUUUUUGAUUCUCACUCGGUCAAUGCUCAUGCACCACAGUUUCGAAGUACUCUUCCAACUAGCAUUGAGAUAAAGGAAAACCAUCCUUUGGGUUCCAACAUAAUUUUCAUGAAUGCUACUGACCUUGACACUGGCUUCAAUGGAAAACUGGUCUAUGCUCUUUCUGGAGGAAAUGAGGAUAGUUGCUUCAUUAUUGACGUAGAAACAGGAAUGCUAAAAAUUUUAUCUCCACUUGACCGUGAAACAACAGAUAAAUACACACUGAAUAUUACUGUGUAUGACCUUGGUAUUCCACAGAAGGCCACUUGGCGUCUUCUGGAUAUCACAGUGUUGGAUGCUAAUGAUAAUCCUCCUGAAUUUUUACAAGAAAACUAUUUUGUUGAAGUGAAUGAAGACAAGGAGAUAAAUAGUGAAAUCAUCCAGGUUGAAGCCACAGAUAAAGAUCUAGGGCCUAAUGGACAAGUGACAUACUCUAUUCUUACAGACACAGACAAGUUUUCCAUCGAUAGCACUACUGGGGUUGUUAAAGUUGUACGCCCUUUAGAUCGGGAAGUACAGCAUGUACAUUAUUUAAAAAUUGAAGCCAAGGAUCAAGCUAAAGAAGAACCCCAGUUGCUUUCCACUGUACUUUUGAAAGUGUCAUUAGAAGAUGUUAAUGACAACCCACCUAAGUUUAUACCAUCCAAUUACCGUGUGAAAGUUCGCGAAGACCUUCCAGAAGGAAGCAUAAUCAUGUGGUUAGAGGCCUAUGAUCCUGAUGUAGGUCAGUCUAGUCAAGUGAGGUACAGCCUUUUGGACCAUGGAGAAGGACAUUUUGAUGUUGAUAAACUCAGCGGAGCACUUAGAAUUGUACAGCACUUAGACUUUGAGAAGAAACAAGUGUAUAAUCUCACUGUAAGGGCCAAAGACAAAGGAAAACCUAUUUCUCUGUCUUCUACUUGCUACGUUGAAGUUGAGGUAGUUGAUGUGAAUGAGAAUUUACACCCACCAGUUUUUUCCAGCUUUGUGGAGAAGGGUGCAGUGAAAGAAGAUGUGCCUGUUGGUUCAUCAGUAAUGACAGUAUCAGCUCAUGAUGAAGACACAGGAAGAGAUGGAGAGGUCCGAUAUUCCAUUAGAGAUGGUUCUGGCGUUGGUGUUUUCAAAAUAGAUGAAGAAACAGGUGUCAUUGAAACAGCAGAUAGACUGGAUCGUGAGCUGACCUCUCAUUACUGGUUAACCGUCUAUGCAACUGAUCAGGGGGUUGUCCCUCUUUCAUCAUUUAUAGAGAUAUACAUACAGGUUGAGGAUGUCAAUGACAAUGCCCCGCAGACGUCAGAGCCUGUUUAUUAUCCAGCAAUAAUGGAAAAUUCUCCCAAGGAUGUAUCUGUGGUCCAAAUUGAGGCAUUUGAUCCAGAUUCUAGCUCCAAUGAUAAGCUGGCAUACAAAAUUACAAGUGGAAAUCCACAAGGAUUCUUUUCAAUACAUCCCAAAACAGGUCUCAUCACAACUACAUCUAGGAAACUAGACCGAGAACAGCAAGAUGAACACAUUUUAGAAGUAACUGUGACAGAUAACGGUAGUCCUUCCAAAUCAACAAUUGCAAGAGUAAUUGUGAAAAUCCUUGAUGAAAAUGACAACAAACCUCAGUUCCUGCAAAAGUUCUACAAAAUUGGACUCCCAGAGCGGGAAAAACCAGAACGAGAAAGAACUGCCAAGCGAGAACCUCUAUAUCGUGUGAUAGCUACAGACAAAGAUGAAGGUCCCAAUGCAGAAAUCUCCUACAGCAUUGAAGAGGGAAAUGAGAAUGGCAAGUUUUUCAUUGAACCAAAAACUGGAGUGGUUUCAUCAAAGAAAUUUUCUGGAGCUGGAGAAUAUGACAUUCUUACAAUAAAAGCAGUUGAUAAUGGUCGCCCUCAAAAGUCAUCAACCACUCGCCUUCAUAUUGAAUGGAUCUCCAAACCCAAACCAUCCCUGGAGCCAAUUUUAUUUGAAGAAUCGUUUUUCACCUUUACUGUAAUGGAAAGUGAUCCAGUUGCUCACAUGAUUGGAGUGAUAUCUGUUGAACCCCUUGGCACACCGCUUUGGUUUGACAUCAUUGGUGGCAACUAUGACAGUCACUUUGAUGUGGAUAAGGGCACUGGAACCAUCAUUGUUGCCAAACCUCUUGAUGCAGAACAAAAAUCAAAUUAUAACCUUACAGUGGAAGCUACAGAUGGAACCACAACUAUAGUUACUCAGGUAUUCAUCAAAGUAAUAGAUACAAAUGACCAUCGUCCUCAGUUUUCUUCAUCAAAAUAUGAAGUUGUUAUUCCUGAAGAUACAGUGCCAGAAACGGAAAUUUUGCAAAUCAGUGCUGUGGAUAAGGAUGAGAAAAACAAACUAAUCUACACUCUGCAAAGUAGUGUCGAUCCCUCAAGUCUCAAGAAAUUUCGUCUUGAUCCUGCAACUGGGACUCUUUAUACAUCUGAAAAGCUAGAUCAUGAAGCCAGUCACCAGCAUGUUCUUACGGUGAUGGUACGGGAUCAAGAUGUUCCUGUAAAGCGCAACUUUGCAAGGAUUAUGGUUAAUGUCAGUGAUACGAACGACCAUGCCCCGUGGUUCACAAGCUCAUCCUAUGAAGGACGGGUUUAUGAAUCAGCAGCGAUUGGCUCUGUUGUGCUACAGGUUACAGCUCUCGACAAGGACAAAGGGAAGAAUGCUGAAGUGCUAUACUCUAUUGAAUCAGGAAAUAUUGGAAAUUAUUUUACAAUCGAUCCCAUCUUGGGCUCUAUAAAAACUGCCAAAGAAUUAGAUCGAAGCAACCAAGUGGAAUAUGAUUUAAUGGUUAAAGCUACUGAUAAAGGAAAUCCACCAAUGAGUGAGAUAACAUCUGUGCGCGUCUUUGUCACCAUUGCCGACAAUGCCUCUCCUAAAUUUACAUCAAAAGAAUAUUCUGUUGAAAUUAGUGAAACAAUCAGCAUUGGGAGUUUUGUGAUAAUGGUUAUGUCCCAUAGUCAGUCAUCAGUAGUCUAUGAAAUAAAAGAUGGAAAUAUUGGCGAUGCUUUUGAUAUCAACCCACAUUCCGGAAGUAUCAUCACUCAAAAAGUCCUGGAUUUUGAAACUUUGCCCACUUACACAUUGAUAAUACAAGGAACUAACAUGGCUGGCUUGUCCACUAACACAACUGUUCUGGUUCAUCUACAGGAUGAAAAUGACAACGUGCCAAUUUUUAUGCAGGCAGAAUAUACAGGACUCAUUAGCGAAUCAGCCUCAAUUAACAGUGUGGUCCUGACAGACAGUAGUGUCCCAUUAGUUAUUCGAGCAACUGAUGCUGAUAAGGAAUCAAAUGCUUUGCUUGUUUAUCACAUCGUUGAACCAUCUGUACACAAAUACUUUGCCAUUGAUUCUAGCACUGGUGCAAUUCAUACAGUACUAAGUUUGGACUAUGAGGAAACAAGUGUUUUUCAUUUUACUGUACAAGUGCACGACAUGGGAACACCACAUUUAUUUGCCGAAUAUGCUGCCAAUGUGACUAUCCGUGUAAUUGACAUUAAUGACUGCCCUCCUGUGUUCUCCAGAUCAUUAUAUGAAGCCCCACUUUUGUUGCCAACAUACAAAGGCGUAAAAGUCAUCACAGUAAAUGCUACAGAUGCUGAUUCAAGUGCAUUCUCACAGUUAAUGUAUUCUAUCACUGAAGGCAACAUCGGGGAGAAGUUCUUUAUGGACUACAAGACUGGCUCGAUAACUGUACAAAACACAACUCAGUUAAGAAGCCGCUAUGAGUUAACCAUUAGGGCAUCUGAUGGCAGAUUUGCAAGCUUUACCUCUGUGAAAAUUAAUGUGAAAGAAAGCAGAGAAAGUCAGUUAAAAUUUACCCAAGAUUUGUAUUCUGUGGUAGUGAAAGAGAAUUCUACUGAAGUGAUGACAUUAGCUGUGAUUACUGCUAUUGGGAAUCCAAUCAAUGAACCUUUGUUUUAUCAUAUCCUCAACCCAGAUCGAAGAUUUAAAAUAAGCCAUACUUCAGGAGUGCUCUCGACCACAGGCAUACCAUUUGAUCGUGAACAGCAGGAGGCAUUUGAUGUGGUGGUAGAAGUUACAGCAGAACAUAAGCCUUCAGUAGUUGCUCAUGUUGUUGUGAAGGUCACCAUUGAAGACCAAAAUGAUAAUGCACCAGUGUUUGUCAAUCUUCCUUACUAUGCUGUGGUUAAAGUGGAUGCCGAGGCAGGUCAUAUUAUUCGCUAUGUUACCGCCGUAGACAGAGAUAGUGGUAGAAAUGGGAAAGUGCAUUACUACCUUAAGGAACAUCAUGAACAUUUUCAAAUUGGACCCUCUGGUGAAAUUUCACUGAAAAAGCAAUUUGAACCUGACACCUUAAAUAAAGAAUAUCUUGUCACAGUAGUUGCAAAAGAUGGAGGAAGCCCAGCUUUUUCUGCUGAAGUUAUAGUUCCCAUCACUGUUAUGAAUAAAGCCAUGCCUGUGUUUGAAAAACCUUUCUACAGUGCAGAGAUUCCUGAGAAUAUCCAGAUGCACAGUCCAGUGGUCCACGUGCAAGCUAACAGUCCAGAAGGAUUGAAAGUGUUCUACAGCAUCACAGAUGGAGAUCCCUUCAGUCAGUUCACCAUCAACUUUAAUACAGGAGUGAUAAAUGUCAUCGCUCCUUUGGAUUUUGAGUCCCACCCAGCAUAUAAAUUGUGCAUACGUGCAACUGACUCUUUGACCGAUGCUCAUGCUGAAGUAUUUGUUGACAUUAUAGUGGAAGACAUCAAUGAUAACCCUCCAGUGUUUGCUCAACAGUCUUAUGCUACAACUCUGUCGGAGGCUUCUAUAAUCGGAACAUCUGUCGUUCAAGUUAGAGCAACAGAUUCUGAUUCAGAACCAAACAGAGGAAUUUCAUACCACAUGUUUGGGAAUCACAGCAAGAGUCAUGAUCAUUUCCACAUUGAUAGCAGCACUGGUCUCAUUUCACUAGUCAGGACUUUGGAUUAUGAAGAGUUCCAGCAGCACAAGAUUUUUGUAAGGGCCAUUGAUGGUGGCAUGCCCCCCCUGAGCAGUGAUGUGAUUGUCACGGUGGAUGUCACAGACCUCAAUGAUAAUCCACCACUGUUUGACCAGCAGGUUUAUGAAGCCAAAAUAAGUGAGCAUGCCACCCAUGGGCAUUUUGUGACUUGUGUAAAAGCUUAUGAUGCAGACAGUUCAGACAUAGACAAGUUGGAAUACUCCAUUCUGUCUGGCAAUGAUCAUAAGAAUUUUGUCAUUGACGGUGCAACAGGGAUUAUCACACUCUCAAACCUGCGCCGGCACACCUUGAAGCCAUUUAACCAGCUUAACAUUUCUGUUUCUGAUGGAGUCUUUAGAAGUUCAGCACAGGUCCAAGUAACUGUAAUUGGAGGCAAUUUGCACAGCCCUGUUUUCCUUCAGAACGAAUAUGAAGUAGAGCUAGCUGAAAACGCUCCUUUGCAUACUUUGGUAACUGAGGUUAAAGCAACUGAUAAAGAUUCUGGUAUUUAUGGCCACAUCACUUACCAUAUUGUAAAUGACUUUGCAAAAGACAGAUUUUACACAAAUGAGAAAGGGCAGAUAUUUACUUUGGAAAAACUUGAUCGAGAGACUGCAGCAGAGAAAGUAAUCUCAGUUCGUCUAAUGGCUAAGGAUGCUGGAGGAAAAGUUGCUUUCUGCACCAUUAAUGUCAUCCUUACAGAUGAUAACGAUAAUGCACCCCAGUUUCGAGCAACCAGAUAUGAAGUAAACAUUGGAUCUGAUGCACCCAAAGGGACAUCAGUUAUUAAGGUUCUUGCAAGUGAUGCUGAUGAGGGAUCCAAUGCUGAUGUCGCCUAUGCCAUUGAAGCCGAUUCUGAAAGUGUUAAAGAGAAUUUGGAAAUCAACAAACUAUCUGGUGUAAUUACCACAAAGGAAAGCCUAAUUGGAUUAGAAAAUGAGUUUUUCACUUUCUUUGUUAGAGCUGUAGAUAAUGGGGCUCCACCAAAAGAAUCUGUUGUUGCUGUCUAUGUUAAAAUACUUCCACCGGAAGUGCAGCUUCCCAAAUUCUCAGAACCAUUUUAUACCUAUACUGUUUCUGAAGACAUGCCUAUUGGAACAGAGAUAGAUCUCAUCCGAGCAGAACAUAGUGGGACUGUUCUUUACAGCCUAAUCAAAGGGAACACUGCAGAAAGUAACCGGGAUGAGUUCUUUGUGAUUGACAGACAAAGUGGGAGACUGAAACUGGAGAAGAGUCUUGAUCAUGAGACAACUAAGUGGUAUCAAUUUUCUGUACUAGCUCGAUGCACCCACGAUGACUAUGAAGUGUUGGCUUCUGUAGAUGUUAGUAUCCAGGUGAAAGAUGCAAAUGAUAACAGUCCUGUCUUGGAAUCUAAUCCAUAUGAAGCAUUCAUUGUUGAAAACCUGCCAGGGGGAAGUAAAGUCAUCCAGACCAGAGCUUCUGACUUAGACUCAGGAAUCAACGGCCAAAUUAUGUAUAGUCUAGAUCAGACACAAAGUAUAGAAGUCAUCGAGUCUUUUGCCAUUAACAUGGAAACAGGCUGGAUUACAACCCUAAAGGAACUUGACCAUGAAAAGAGAGACCAUUACCAGAUUAGAGUGAUUGCCUCAGAUCUUGGAGAAAAGAUUCAGCUGUCCUCCACAGCCAUUGUGGAUGUCACUGUAACGGAUGUCAACGACAGUCCCCCACGAUUCACGGCAGAGAUAUAUAAAGGGACUGUGAGUGAAGAUGAUCCUCCAGGUGGUAUCAUUGCCAUUUUAAGUACCACAGAUGCGGAUUCUGAAGAGAUGAACAGACAAGUUACAUACUAUAUAACAGGAGGGGAUCCUUUGGGACAGUUUGCUAUUGAGAAUAUGCAGAAUGAAUGGAAGGUCUAUGUGAAGAGACCACUGGAUAGGGAAGAAAAGGAUAAUUAUCUUCUAACUAUCACAGCAACUGAUGGGACCUUCUCCUCAAAAGCCAUAGUUGAAGUAAAAGUUCUUGAUGCAAAUGACAACAGUCCAGUUUGUGAAAAGACUGUAUAUUCAGACACAAUUCCAGAAGACACCCUUCCUGGGAAGUUGAUCUUGCAGAUCUUUGCUACAGAUGCAGAUAUCCGUUCCAAUGCUGAAAUUACUUAUACAUUGUUUGGCCCAGGUGCAGAAAAAUUCAAACUAAAUGCAGACACAGGUGAACUGAAAACAUUAGCUCCUCUUGAUCGUGAGGAGCAAGCAGUUUAUAAUCUUCUAGUCAAGGCUACAGAUGGAGGUGGAAGAUUCUGUCAAGCUAGUAUUGUGCUUACAUUAGAAGAUGUAAAUGAUAAUGCUCCUGAAUUCUCUGCUGAUCCGCACACCAUCACUGUGUUUGAGAACACAGAACCUGGAACGCUGUUGACAAGAGUACAGGCCACAGAUGCAGAUGCAGGAUUGAAUCGCAAGAUUUCCUACUCACUAAUUAACUCUGCUGAUGGACAGUUCUCCAUUAAUGAAUUAUCUGGAAUUAUUCAGUUAGAGAAACCUUUGGAUAGAGAACUACAGGCAGUAUAUACUCUUACCUUGAAAGCUGUCGAUCAAGGUUUGCCAAGGAGAUUGACAGCCACUGGCACAGUUGUUGUAUCAGUUUUGGAUAUAAAUGACAAUCCUCCUGUGUUUGAAUACCGUGAAUAUGGUGCCACAGUGUCUGAGGACAUUCAUAUUGGAACUGAAGUUGUUCAGGUGUAUGCUGCAAGUCGGGAUAUUGAAGCAAAUGCUGAAAUCACCUACUUAAUAAUUAGUGGAAAUGAACAUGGAAAAUUCAGCAUAGAUUCAAAAACAGGGGCUAUAUUUAUCAUUGAGAAUCUAGAUUAUGAAAGCUCUCAUGAAUAUUACCUGACUGUUGAAGCCACUGAUGGAGGCACACCUUCAUUAAGUGAUGUUGCAACUGUGAACAUUAAUGUAACUGAUAUCAAUGAUAACACCCCCAUGUUCAGCCAAGACACCUACACAGCCGUGAUCAGUGAAGAUGCUCUUCUUGAACAGUCUGUCAUCAUGGUUAUGGCUGAUGAUGCUGAUGGACCUUUAAACAGUCACAUCCACUAUUCAAUUAUAGACGGCAAUCAAGGAAGCCCAUUUACAAUUGACCCGGUCAAAGGUGAAGUGAAAGUCACCAAGCUUCUAGACCGGGAAACAAUUUCAGGAUAUACGCUCACCAUUCAAGCUUCUGAUAAUGGCAGCCCGCCCAGAGUGAACACCACUACUGUGAACAUUGAUGUGUCUGAUGUGAAUGACAAUCCUCCAGUCUUCUCCAAGGGAAACUACAGUGUAAUCAUCCAGGAGAACAAACCUGUGGGUUUCAGUGUACUACAGCUCAUGGUAACAGACAAGGAUUCUUCUCAUAAUGGUCCACCUUUCUUCUUUACUCUUGUGAGUGGAAAUGACGACCGAGCAUUUGAAGUUAACCAGCAAGGAGUCCUCCUGACCGCAGUCGCCAUAAAGAGGAAAGUGAAGGAUCAUUACUUACUGCAUGUUAAGGUGGCAGAUAAUGGGAAACCUCAGCUGUCAUCUUUGACAUACAUUGACAUUAGGGUCAUUGAGGAGAGUAUAUAUCCUCCUGCAAUUUUACCAUUAGAAAUUUUUAUUACUGUUUUUGGAGAGGAAUACUCAGGUGGUGUCAUUGGGAAGAUCCAUGCAACAGACCAAGACGUAUAUGACACUUUAACCUACAGUCUUGAUCCCCAAAUGGACAACUUAUUCUCAGUUUCCAGCACAGGUGGUAAGCUGAUCGCACACAAAAAACUAGAUAUAGGGCAAUAUCUUCUCAAUGUCAGUGUGACCGAUGGAAGAUUUACAACAAUGGCUGACAUCACGGUGCAUAUCAAGCAAAUCACGCAAGAGAUGUUGAACCACACCAUUGCAAUUCGCUUUGCCAAUCUUACUCCAGAAGAAUUUGUUGGUGACUACUGGCGCAACUUCCAGAGAGCUUUAAGGAACACCUUGGGUGUGAGGAGGAACGACAUACAGAUUGUAAGCUUGCAGCCCUCUGAGCCUCAAUCACACCUAGAUGUCUUACUUUUUGUAGAGAAAUCAGGUAGUGCUCAGGUUUCAACAAAAAUUCUCCUGCAUAAGAUUAAUUCCUCUGUGGCUGAUAUCGAGGAAAUCAUUGGUGUUAGAAUAUUGAAUGUGUUCCAGAAGCUCUGUGCAGGACUAGAUUGCCCAUGGAAAUUCUGUGAUGAGAAGGUGUCUGUGGAUGAAAAUGUCAUGUCAACGCAUAGCACGGCCAGACUGAGUUUUGUGACUCCCCGCCACCGGAGAACCGCUGUGUGUCUCUGCAAAGAGGGAAAAUGCCCAGUUAUCCACCAUGGAUGUGAUGACAAGCCAUGCCCUGAGGGAUCUGAAUGUAUCACUGAUACCAGAGAGGAAAAAUACACAUGUGUGUGUCCUGAUGGCAAGUUUGGUCAGUGCCCAGGGAGUUCAUCUGUAACAUUUACUGGAAACAGCUUUGUGAAAUACCGGCUAAUGGAAAAUGAGAACAAAUUAGAGAUGAAAUUGACAAUGCGGCUCAGAACAUAUUCUACACAUGCUGUUGUGAUGUAUGCUCGAGGAACAGACUAUAGUAUCUUGGAGAUUCAUAAUGGUAGACUACAAUACAAAUUUGACUGUGGAAGUGGACCUGGAAUUGUGUCUGUUCAAAGCAUUCAGGUCAACGAUGGGCAGUGGCAUUCAGUGUUACUCGAAGUGAAUGGAAACUACGCUAGGUUGGUUCUAGACCAAGUCCACACGGCAUCAGGUACAGCCCCAGGGACUCUGAAAACCCUCAACCUGGAUAAUCAUGUGUUUUUUGGCGGCCACAUCCGUCAGCAAGGCACAAGGCAUGGAAGAAGUCCUCAAGUUGGUAAUGGCUUCAGGGGUUGUAUGGACUCCAUUUACUUGAACGGGCAAGAGCUCCCUUUACAUAACAAACCAAGAAGCUAUGCACACAUUGAAGAAUCGGUGGAUGUAUCUCCUGGAUGCUUAUUAACAGCUACAGAAGACUGCUCAAGCAAUCCUUGCCAGAAUGGAGGCAUUUGCAACCCAUCACCUACUGGAGGUUAUUACUGCAAAUGCAAUGCCUUAUUCAUAGGGACAUAUUGUGAAGUGAGCGUCAAUCCGUGCUCCUCCAACCCUUGCCUUUAUGGUGGUACAUGUCUUGUAGACAACGGAGACUUUGUUUGCCAGUGCAGAGGAUUAUAUACUGGUCAGAGGUGUCAGCUUAGUCCAUAUUGCAAGGAUGAACCCUGUAAAAAUGGAGGAACAUGUUUUGACAGUUUGGAUGGGGCUGUUUGCCAGUGCGACUCAGGUUUUAGAGGAGAAAGGUGUCAGAGUGACGUUGAUGAGUGUGCGGGCAGCCCCUGCCACAAUGGGGCCCUGUGUGAGAAUACCCACGGCUCCUAUCACUGUAACUGCAGCCAGGAAUUUAGGGGCAAACACUGCGAGGACGCUACCCCCAAUCAAUACGUGUCCACCCCAUGGAACAUCGGCCUGGCUGAAGGAAUUGGAGUCCUUGCUUUUAUCAUAGGGAUCUUUUUACUGGUGUUGGUAUUUGUUCUUUGCCGCAAAAUGAGUAAUCGAAAGAAGAAACACCAGCCCAAACCUGAAGAUAAACACUUGGGGCCCACAACUGCGUUCUUACAAAGACCGUAUUUUGAUUCAAAGUUAAAUAAGAACAUUUAUUCAGACAUACCACCCCAGGUGCCUGUCCGGCCUAUUUCCUACACUCCAAGCAUUCCAAGCGACUCUAGAAACAACCUUGACCGGAAUUCCUUCGAAGGAUCUGCUAUCCCAGAGCAUCCUGAGUUCAGCACUUUUAACCCUGAGUCUGUGCAUGGACACCGGAAAGCCGUGGCUGUGUGCAGUGUAGCUCCAAACUUGCCUCCUCCGCCUCCUUCAAACUCGCCUUCUGACAGUGACUCCAUACAGAAGCCUAGCUGGGACUUUGACUAUGACACUAAAGUGGUGGAUCUAGAUCCCUGUCUUUCUAAGAAGCCUCUGGAGGAAAAGCCGUCUCUUCCAUACAGUGCCCGGGAAAGCCUGUCUGAAGUGCAGUCACUCAGUUCCUUCCAGUCGGAAUCGUGCGAUGACAAUGGGUAUCACUGGGAUACAUCGGACUGGAUGCCAAGUGAUCCUCUGCCAGACAUACAAGAGUUUCCCAACUGUGAAAUUAUCAGUGAACAAACACACCUGUACUCAGCAGACCCAAAUGCCAUUGAUACAGACUAUUACCCUGGAGGCUACGACAUAGAAAGUGACUUUCCACCACCACCAGAAGACUUCCCUGCACCAGAUGAGCUACCACCAUUACCUCCCGAUUUCAGCCAUCACUUUGAAUCCAUACACCCUCCUAGAGACAUGCCUGCCGCAGGUAGUUUAGGUUCUUCAACGAGGAACCGGCAGAGGUUCAAUUUGAAUCAGUAUCUGCCCAAUUUCUAUCCCGCUGACAUGUCUGAACCUCAGAAAACAGGCACUGGUGAGAAUAGUACUUGUAGAGACCCUUACGCCCUUUACAGUCCAGGGUAUCAAAGAAACUUUGAAGCCCCCACUGUAGAAAACAUGCCCAUGUCUGUGUACGCGUCCACAGCUUCCUGCUCUGAUGUGUCAGCGUGCUGUGAAGUGGAGUCUGAGGUCAUGGUGAGUGACUAUGAGAGUGGGGACGACGGCCACUUUGAAGAGGUGACAAUUCCUCCACUCGAUCCGCAGCAGCAUACUGAAGUCUGACGCUCACACUCCCCCCAAAGUGCCUGGACUUUGAUGAACCUAGAGAUUAUUUAAAUAAUAAUCUGCAUUGUUCUUUGCAGCAGUGCUUAGACAGUUUUUGUUUUUCUGGUGACCUAAAAUGGGCAUGGCUGCACUGAACCUUGCGCCUCUUGACACGUUAGCCAUUUCCAGUGUCCUAACCUACUGUAAUUGGGAGAGAUUUACAUUGGCUGUGCCAUUUCUGAACGUCCUUUAUCCUUUUUUUUUUAAAUUCACAUUUGUCUGUUCAAAUAAGACCACGAAAAUCAGUCCUUCCAUCUUGUUAGCAUGACUCAUGUAUUUAUGUAGAUUUGAUGAUUUCGUUUUCCUGUUUGUAAAUUUUAUGUACAGAUUUGAUUUCUCAUAGUUUUAACUAGAUCAUCAAGUAUUAUGUGGUUUUGUUCUGACUGAAUUCUGGUGGUGUUAGUGACAUUACCUACACCCUGAUUUUUAAAAAAAAUAUAACCAGGGUUUCGUUACAUGUUCUUUCCCACUGAGGUGUCGGACAUUUCAUAAUUGCAUUUCAAUCUAGUCUUUCAUUUCUAGAUGUACAUAUGAUGGGAAAGAGUUGAUCCAUGGACAUGUCUUAAACGGAUUACUGUAUUUUAGAAUUAUAAACAUUUUUCAUUAUUGGAAAGUGUAAUGGGGACCUUCUGCAUACCUGUUUAGAACCAAAACCACCCUGACACAGUUUUUAUAGUGUCUGUAUAUUUGUGAUGCAAUGGUCUUGUAAAGGUUUUUACUGAAAUCUACCAUUAGCCAGUCUUUCUUACUGACAAUAAAUUAUUAAUAAAACACUUUAUCUUUA
This is a messenger RNA of Chrysochloris asiatica (Cape golden mole), 14613 nucleotides long. RefSeq names its product FAT atypical cadherin 1 (gene FAT1). Gene Ontology annotation, molecular function: calcium ion binding. The record is from RefSeq and is a predicted model, not a curated record. NCBI's taxonomy places the organism in Eukaryota, Metazoa, Chordata, Mammalia, Afrosoricida, Chrysochloridae. Gene Ontology annotation, cellular component: plasma membrane. The transcript is spliced from 26 exons. Gene Ontology annotation, biological process: homophilic cell-cell adhesion. Bases 18 to 13787 code for a protein of 4589 amino acids.